CGCGGGAGCGUGGGAACGCGCGGCGCGGCGCGGCGCGGCAGGAUGUGUGACAGGAAUGGUGGCCGGCGACUGCGACAGUGGCUGAUCGAGCAAAUCGACAGCAGCAUGUAUCCAGGACUGAUCUGGGAAAAUGACGAGAAGAACAUGUUCCGGAUCCCAUGGAAGCAUGCCGGCAAGCAGGACUAUAACCAGGAGGUGGACGCCUCCAUCUUCAAGGCCUGGGCGGUUUUUAAAGGGAAGUUUAAGGAAGGGGACAAAGCUGAACCAGCCACUUGGAAGACAAGGUUACGCUGUGCUUUGAACAAGAGCCCAGAUUUUGAGGAAGUGACAGACCGCUCCCAGCUGGACAUUUCUGAGCCAUACAAAGUCUACCGAAUUGUCCCAGAGGAAGAGCAAAAAUGCAAGCUGGGCGUGGCAGCUCCCAGCUGUGUGAACGACGCUGUGGACCUGGAGUGUGGCCGCUUGGAGAUGGAGGAGGUGAUCAAGGAGCCUCCCGUGGACGAUUACCUGGGGAUGAUCAAGCGGAGCCCCUCCCCGCCGGAGGCCUGCCGGAGCCAGCUCCUCCCGGACUGGUGGGUGCAGCAGCCCAGCACAGGCUUGCCGCUGGUGCCCGGGUACACCGCCUAUGAAGCGCACCACUCAGCCUUCUCCCAGAUGGUGAUCAGCUUCUACUACGGCGGCAAGCUGGUGGGCCAGACCACCACCACCUGCCCCGAGGGCUGCCGCCUGGCCCUGAGCCAGCCGGGCCCCAAGGCCUUGGGCCCCGAGGGCCUGCAGCUGGUGUGCUUCCCGCCCGCCGACACCAUCCCCAGCGAGCGGCAGAGGCAGGUGACGCGCAAGCUGUUCGGGCACCUGGAGCGAGGYGUGCUGCUGCACAGCAGCCGGCAGGGCGUGUUCGCCAGGCGGCUGUGCCAGGGCCGCGUGUUCUGCAGCGGCAACGCCGUGGUGAGCAAGGGCCGGCCCAACAAGCUGGAGCGCGAGGCCGUGGUCCAGGUCUUCGACACCAGCCAGUUCUUCMGAGAGCUGCAGCAGUUCUACAGCAGCCAGAGCCGCCUCCCGGAGAGCAGGGUGGUGCUGUGCUUCGGGGAGGAGUUUCCAGACAUGGCUCCCCUGCGCUCCAAGCUCAUUCUUGUGCAGAUCGAGCAGCUGUACGUGCGGCAGCUGAUGGAGGAGGUGGGGAAGAGCUGCGGUGCGGGCUCCCUGCUGCAGGCCCCCGAGGAGCCCCCGCCCGACCAGGCCUUCCGGAUGUUUCCCGAUGUCUGUGCCUCACACCAGAGACCMUUUUUCCGAGAAAACCAGCAGAUCACCGUCUAAGCAGCGUCCUCCUGGGCCCCCACAUGCUUGCACUGGUGCCUCUGGGGACUGUGACAAGGGCUGUGGGCCCUCAGGUGCCGUCGGCGUCCCGGACCUGUGUGGGUGCCUCCGAGGUGUGCACGUUGGGCCAGAGUUGGGCCAAGACGAAAGCGACAGGAGCCCAGGAAGGUCUGGCUGCUGUAACGUGGCUUUUGAUUAAAAAAUGUAAUUUUCUGCAUUUUUCUUUAAUAUUCAGUAAUCGCUACGAUUCUUUUGCGUUUUGGGUUAAUGGAUGUCUGCAAAGACUCGCCAGCCCUGCGCACGCGCUGCUCUGCCUGACAUGCCUGAGCUGAGGGUCGGCUGGCGAGGAGGAGGCUCUUUCUGUCCCGUUAGGAUGCAGAGUUGUGACUUCAGAUGCCUGAUUCCACACACAGUGGCAUUUUGCUUCUGAGCUCUUUAGUAAGAUUUCACAAUAUUUAGUAGAGCCAUCUUCCCUCUGGGGAGGGGGCCACUGUGGCCCGUGAAARGGGGUAGGGUGCACCUGGGAGUGCAGGUGCGCAGGUGCCCCAGUCGGCCCCAGUCUGCACCCCAGCGCCCCUCUCCAGCAGAGCUGUGUGGCAGUGGCCAACAGAUGACCUUGUGCUGGCGCUAGGAGAAUGGACCCUACUUACUAGCAAAUAGGAUGCAUUUCCUGUGCCAAGUUGGUCAGAAUUGAGAGGCCGCUUAGAAGCCAGCCGCAGGAGCCUCAGUGCUGGCUUAGAGGCCGGGGCUCGGCCUGGUCAUCUUUUGAGAUCUGAUGUCUUUCCAAACCACUUUGAAAUUGCUUUUGAAAUCUGCUUGAUUAAAAAGUACUUGAAUGUGUUUCCUAAAAUUUUGCUGUUUUGUUAAAUCGGGGUUCCUCUUGUCCAUCUGUCCCCCUGUAUUAUACCUGCGCUGGCCAAGGUGAGUCCAGGAGAUUGGGGACCCCGCCCGGGCCUGCGUCCUGCUGGAGUGAGCCAGCACAGGCAGGGGCUGACUGCAUGCUGACCUCGUCCCUCUCCUGACACCCCACCUGGCUCCCCAGCAGGUGUGCCCAGGACCUCAGAGAUGGCCUGACCUGUCGGUCCUUGGGAGCUGGGUGCAGCCCACCUGGAGGCCUCUGGCAUCUGAGGGGCCAGGAGUGCCAGGUGCUUCUCAUUGCCACUGGUGCAGAGGGGAUGCAGGGGUAAGGCCUAGCGGCCACAGGGCCUUUGGUGGCAUGUGAAUACACUUGGGGACAUUGGAAAGUGCCCGUGGUGGUGGCUUUUUCAUUUGGGCAACACAGGGAGCAUUGUAGUCUUCAGGCCAUUGGACCCGUUUGCUUAGGUGUUGUAAGGUCACCAGGGACUCUGACCUGCAGCUCAGGGACUCGGAGCCCCUUCCUGAACGUGCUGAGUGAAUAUUUAUUUUUGUAUCCAUUGGAAAAGUGUAUGGAUCUUAC
This is a messenger RNA of Urocitellus parryii (Arctic ground squirrel), 2752 nucleotides long. Lineage: Eukaryota; Metazoa; Chordata; Mammalia; Rodentia; Sciuridae. The record is from RefSeq and is a predicted model, not a curated record.